AGUAACCUUCCAAGGUUUUGUAACAACAGGUUUUAAGUGGGAAAUGUUUACGUUUACGAAUUCGUUAGUUGGAGCGAUAUGAUUAAAAUGUAUCCCUAGAUACAAUUCGAACCAGUUUUUGCAACAUUUCGAAAGUGAUCAGUUCGUCGUGAACUUAGUGAUGCUUACGUGUAAACUUUCAACUAUACCUAACUAUUGAAGUGCAACAUGGGCUCUCUCUCUCCUGAAUUGCGGAAACUGAUUGCGAGAAUUGCAAAAGAGAAUGAUAUUGUAAAUUAUACAGAGGAAAUUUUCAAUAAUGUUGCCAAAGAAGGAGAUGGCUAUAUGGGCAUACUGGAAGCUUUGAAUAUAGCUGAUAAAGACAACGACAAUCAACUAAGUUUGGUAAUAAAAAGAGCGCCUACUAGCGAAGCUUUGAGGAAACAGUUCCCAACCAGAAUUAUUUUCGUUAGGGAGAUUUACUUCUACCAUGAAGUCGUUCCAGCACUAAAGUCAUUCCAAGAGAGGCACAGCAUUUCCAGUCCUUUCACCAACAUAGCUAAAAUAUACGGAUUUAUUGAAGACGAGUUUAAAGAAGUGUUGCUUCUACAAAAUCUGAAAUCAGAUGGAUACAACACAUGCGACCGAAGAGAACCCAUGGACUCUCAUCAUCUGACUUUGGGCUUGACCACAUACGCAAAACUACACGCCACUACGCUUGCAAUGAGGCGUUUGGAACCAGAAACAUUUAAGAAAACCACCGCAAAUAUCAUGACACAUAUUAUGGUGGAUUUUGUUGGUAGCAAGAUGGAGAAUCCUGCUCAGAAUACCGACAUGUUAGGUGCAUUUUUUUUGCCGACUCUCGCAGCCGUUAAGGACAAUGAGAAACUGACUCAGGCUAUUGAAAGGGCCAAAGAACAUGUGCCUCGGAAUGUUUUUAAAGAAAUAUUUGAUCCGACCGAUGAGGAAUUCACUGUCUUGGCACAUGCCGAUUGUUGGAGCACCAAUCUCAUGUUUAAAUAUCAGGACCCAUCAAAUCCGAACAUUCCCACUGAUGUUAAACUAAUCGACUGGCAAACAUCGCACGUAACGAAUCCAAUGUUCGACGUUACCUACUUCCUACUAAUCAACGCUGCUAAGCCAGAUCUGGAAAACUACCAAAAAUAUCUGGAAAUUUAUUACGAGGCUUUAUCCCAAAAUUUGAGCGCCUUUGGGUUGGACGUUGGCUCGGUCUAUCCGUUCGAGCUUCUUCAGGAGCACUGGCGAAAAUUCGCUCCCAUAGGGUUUCACAUGUGCAUACUAAUGCUGCACCAGUCCUUGAGCGAUUCGAAAACUCACGACUUUGAGCAAAUGGCUGCAGACGGACGCGAUUUGUUUGAUUUAGCUAGCAGAGACAUCAUUAUUAGCGAUCGAUUCAAGCAAAGAAUGAGUGACUUAGUGGAAUUUUUAGACAAUAAUCAGCUAAUUUAACUUGUAAAUAACCAUUCUCUAAUAUAGUAUGCCUGAUGUUUAAAACAUUUA
Messenger RNA from Dendroctonus ponderosae (mountain pine beetle), 1500 nucleotides. RefSeq lists its product as uncharacterized. The record is from RefSeq and is a predicted model, not a curated record. Bases 208 to 1449 code for a protein of 413 amino acids. Lineage: Eukaryota; Metazoa; Arthropoda; Insecta; Coleoptera; Curculionidae. The transcript is spliced from 6 exons.